This is a messenger RNA of Rubroshorea leprosula, 4330 nucleotides long. Lineage: Eukaryota; Viridiplantae; Streptophyta; Magnoliopsida; Malvales; Dipterocarpaceae. The record is from the annotation of a GenBank genome assembly.
CCUCUCCUCUCUACGUCUGCACUUGCAUCCAUAAUGGCUGAUCCCUAUUCUCUCAUCGUUAUCCCUCUUAUUCAGGAGGCACUCUCUAUAUUAGCUUCACCGCACGACAGUAGAAUCAGACAACUCUGGAAUUCAGGGGAUUUGAAGAAGGAGCUGGAGAAGCUGAAGGUGUCGCUCAAAUUGAUAGAAUCUGUGCUCAAAAAGGUAGAUCAAAUGCAAAGUGAUGAAGGCACAAGGGUUUGGCUGCAGAGUCUCCACGAUGCAGCUGAUGAUCUGCGUGAUCUGCGGGAUGAGGAUGCAUAUGGAGUACACCGGCACAAAGGUUGGAUUCAAAGCCAAUUCAAGAAACAGGUGCACAAUCUCCUUUUUCCCUCCAAAUCCAUGCUUAGCAAAAUGAAGGAGGUUAAUGAGUCUUUCCAUAGAAUUGUACAACAAUCAAAUUGUAUAACACUGAUAAAAGACAACCAAAAUCUUCAAGCUCCUAGGCUAGAAGAAGCUGAUGAAUCAAUUUAUAAUCCUGAAAUUUUGCGAAGGGAUGCUGAUGUCUUAAAAAUUGAAAGAUUGCUGGAUGAGUUCAGCCAGGAACAUCAACUCUCUGGCCUUUCCAUCGUUGGCAUGCCAGGUGUUGGAAAGACAGCAUUAGCUGGAUCAAUACGUGAGAGGGCAAGGAGUAAUGUCCUCUAUAAUCAUGUGGUCUGGAUGUCGGAACCCGAGGAUUUUAAAAGAGGGACGAUGUUAAGACAUAUGUUGGACUGUGUUGAUAGUCAUGCUGGUGGAAUGCAAAAUUCCUAUGCAAUGGAAUGCCAUCUUGAAAAAUUGUUACAAAAUAAAAAAAUUCUUCUCAUCCUUGAUGGUGUAUUGAAGGAAGAUGCUCAGAGGUUGAAACUGUUCAUCUCUUAUCUGCCAAAAAGGUUCAAAACUACCAGAAUCUCUGUUGUCAUAACAACUAGUAAUAAAGAGGUAGCUUCAAUAAUGGGCACAAUUCCUUUGCAUAAGCAUGAAUUGCAAAAGCUAUCAGAUGAAGACUGCUGGUUGAUAAUGGAGGAGAAUGUUCGCAGAUCGUCCAAUGGAACUCCAAUAGAAGAUCCACAGUUGUUGCUUAUUGGAAAAGAUAUUGCAAAACAGUGUGGGGGUUUGCCAUUAGUUGCAGCUGUCUUUGGCGAACACUUAGGCACUCAUAUUGGGGUAAAUGAGUGGUCAGCUAUCAGAGAUAAUAAAGCAUGGCGUGCACCACAUAGAGAGAAGAUUCUGUCUCACCUGAAAAAAAGUUAUGAUCACUUGCCUCCCCACUUGAAAAAAUGCUUUUCUUUCUGUUCUAUUUUUCCAAAAAAUUGUAAAAUUAGAAGAGAUGAAUUAGUUCAGCAUUGGAUGGCUAUUGGGUUUCUUUCCCACAGCAAAUCAGAAACAGAACUUGUUGGUAACAACCACUUCAAUGAGUUGGUAUCCAAUUACUUAUUGGAAGACAUGGAUAUGGAUGAGUGUGGGAAUAUAAAGUUUUGCAAGAUGCAUGAUGAGGUGCAUAAUCUUGCAUUGUUUUCGGCAAAAUAUGAAACAUAUGUUUGGCCAGAUACCCAUCCAGUUGAGGAGAGUGUUCGGCAUAUGAGGGUUCAGUCUGAUCAAAACCUUCAAGCUGUUCCAGAAGGUGUUGCUCAGAGGUUGCGCUCUUUGUUCUUUGAUGUUAAUGUUUUGCACAUGAUGCCUAAGAAGUCCAGAAGUUUGCAAUCUUUAAAGCUAGCAGCUGCUGAUGCAAAUGAGUUGAAAUCUUCUCUUGGCAGAUUGAAAUAUUACAUGAAAUUCCUUGACAUAUCAGAAAGUGCAAUUAAAAGACUACCAAAAUCUGUCACCAAGCUCUACAAUUUGCAGACUUUAAGAUUCACGGACUGCAAUUCAUUGGAAAAGCUCCCAAGUGGUAUUGAAAAUCUAGUCAGCUUGAGGCAUAUUUAUUUUGAUGAUGAAAGGCACGUGCCAAGUAGCAUUGGGAAAUUAACUUCUCUUCAGACUUUACCGCUAUUUGUUGUGGGCACGGAAAAGGGUCGGAAAAUUGAAGAGCUUAAAUCUUUGAACCAACUCAGAGGAAAACUGAAAAUUUGCAAGCUUGAGCUAGUAUCUCAAUCAGAAGCAAGUGAAGCAAGACUUGAAGAUAAAGGAGAAUUGAUCAAGUUGCAAUUUGUAUGGAGUAAAAACAGAGCCAACAGUGACAAAGAUAUGGGUGUUCUGGAAGGUCUUCAACCUCACUCAAAUUUGAAAAGCUUAACCAUUGAGAAUUAUAGGGGAGGCAACUGCCCUUCAUGGAUGAUGAAGGAUAUCAGUGGCUCACAUGCUUCCUUUCAGCUUAACAGACUUGUGAAGUUGAAAUUGAUUGAUUGUGAUGAAUGUGGUGAUAUUUCGUGCCUUGAACUCUUACCUGAGCUUAAGGUUCUCAAUAUAAAGGCAAUGCCAAAUGUGAAGAGGAUAGGCAGAAUGUCUUAUCAUCAAAGCAGCAGCAUGGCAAGCAGCAGCCAAGGCGGGGGACAAUCAAUAAAACCGUUUCCAGCUUUAAGAAAACUCAAGUUAAGUCGCAUGACACAGCUGGAGGAAUGGACAGGGGCACAAGGGAUGGUCGUGUUUCCUUGCCUUGAGGAGUUGCAUAUUCAGCAUUGCCCCGAGCUCAAAACAUGGUGCACAAGCAGCAGCCAAGGUCAAGGAGAAUCAGUCCUACCAUUUCCAGCUUUGAGAAAACUAACGUUAAGUGAGAUGACAAAUCUGGAGGGAUGGAAAACAGCACAAGGCAUGGUUGUGUUUUCUUGCCUUGAGGAGUUGCAUAUUGGGGAUUGCCCGGAGCUCAAAACAUGGAGCACAAGCAACAGCCAAGGCAGAGUAGAUUCAAUUACACCAUUUCCAGCUUUGAGAAAACUUACUUUAAGCAACAUGACAACGCUGGAGAAAUGGACAGAAGCACAAGGCAUGAUUGUGUUUCGUUGCCUUCAGGAGUUGCAUCUUCAGGAUUGUCCAGAGUUCAACACAUGGUGGGAAGAUGGAUCUGCAUCUCCGAAUCUCUCUAUACUAGGCAUACAAUCAUGUCCGAACUUGCAGGCUAUCCCAAUUGGGUUGUCGAAGUUAACAUAUCUUGAUAUAAAUUAUUGUCCCAAAUUAAUGGGGUAUGCUCACCAAGACAGCAACGAAUGGUUGUCCAUUUGCCGCACUCGUAGGAUCAGAAUCAAUGGGCAGAUGGUGCGAUCCCAAGGAUCUUGAUUUUUCAAAGUGCCCUUUUCGAGACAACAGUGGAUAAGGAAGAUACAGAUUGAGGAUUGAAGAAAGGAAUAUAUGCCAUACGAACUUAAUUUUACAGAGACAAAGAAGAAAAGAAGUCUCUUCCUAUCAACUUCUGCUUCUCAUUGGCCUUGGGAACUGUCAAAAUAUUCAAUUUUGAUGGAAUGGAAGGUUUGUUAGAAUUUGUUGAGACCUCUUUUUCUCCAGGAGCUGAGAACUGGGUUUUGCACUAAUUUGAUGCAUCUACUUUUGCCGGGCCAUGCACCCAAUGCCUCUACAACAAACUGACAAUCAAAGGUCUAGGUUCAUGAUUCUUAUGAUUGUUCCAAUCAGAGGAAAGAUGCAUGUGAGGAAGCAUUGGUGAAUGGUCCAAGAUUUUCCUGAAUCCAAGAAUAAAUGGUCUUGAGAAGGUGCAUGUCGUCCCUAAUUGAAGCAUGAAGGCAUGAACUUACUGAUGAUGGAGAUCUAUUCUAGCAUCUGCUUGUAGAAGUAAAAUCAAAUAUAUAUGUAUAUCCAAGCAAAAUGUUCCCACCCAGCAAUUCUAUGAUUUUAUCAAAUGCAGCUCGGAGUUCAUAGAUAAAACUGGUCAUCUUGAUACCUCUCUAAAGGACUUCAGGCAAAAGCAUCGAGUGAUAUUCAAGCCCUGGUAAUGCUAGAAUUCUUUUUGAAGAUUUUAUUAUUGUUGUAACUCUUUAGUUCCAUAUGGAGAAGAAACUUUGUAGGAAUGUUGUUUCCAAAGCGGGAGUUUCCAUCUGGAUUUCCACGUAAAAAGAUUUCAUCGUGUGGCCGAAGGCUGACGUUCAUAGGAGAUUCAGUGCGAUCUGGAAGUUUGCAAAUUCCCUUUUUCCUUUUUCUCUUUAUGGAACACUGAGUCUUCAUUAACAAAUUUCAAGAAAUGGAAGUCCGAUGACAGUGAAAAACGUAACACUUUAGAACCGGUCAAGAUUUCUAUGGUUGAUCUUCUUAGGGGCCGGGUGAGCAUUCAAGAUUGAUAUAUUAAUUAUUUGCAAGUAUUUUACAAGUAUUUAAGAAACAGAGAAUUGCAAAAGUUAUAUAUAAAUUAUAAAAUACCAUUUUGAGG